Penicillium chermesinum is the source of this 1383-nucleotide messenger RNA. RefSeq lists its product as uncharacterized. The coding region runs from base 1 to 1383 and encodes 460 amino acids. The record is from RefSeq and is a predicted model, not a curated record. NCBI's taxonomy places the organism in Eukaryota, Fungi, Ascomycota, Eurotiomycetes, Eurotiales, Aspergillaceae. The transcript has 2 exons.
AUGGCACCGCACACCCUUGAGACACUUCCCAUAGAACUACUGAUUCUCGUCUUGUUGGAACUACCCGACCGAGCUUCUUUGAAGGCCGCGGUGACUGCUUCGUCUUCUUGCCACAGAGCCUAUGUGGCUGCACGGCAAGAUGUGCUCUGGUGCAUACUCCAGAAGCAAUGGGGCAACCUCCUUGAUCUAUCUGAGGCAAUCAUUGCUGUCCGAUCCGAAGGUCUUUGGUAUGCGCAUCACAAGGAAGAGGCCACUGCAUUAUUGGAUACUUGGCGCCGAAGCCAAGAAGUUAAUGCGCUUAUUCUGACGCCCACGGCUCGAACCAAUAAACCACGGAGUGUCGAGGAAAUCAUCAAGCUUUUCACCUUGCACAAGCGGCUCAAUUUCUUCCUGGAUGACUAUUCCCUCUAUGUACCGCGCCCCGAGUGGAUCGAGCCUGCUCAUUGGAAUGAGCUGCUACCCCUACAGCUCUCUGAUGUAGAGAAACGGCGCUUCCUGAGGGCUAUGUGUCGCCUGCAAAUCCAUGCUAACAUCUUCGGGACCCCCGAGAGAUCUCUUGAUCCCCAAGCACCCCCUCCUGUCCUCAACAACUGGGCGGUCGGCAGCUACUAUACUGAAAACAACGUCCGCACACAUGCAUACCGUCUUUUCUUCGGCACGAUGCCUCCGUGGGAGUACCAUGAGAUGGGAUGCGCCUGGUCAUACCUUCAAUCGAAAUACACCCAGGUCGUUACAACUAUCGCUGAUGAUCUGACCCAGCUCGUAAGAUCGGAACUGGCAACCUCAGACAGUCAACUGAACGAUCGAAUCGACUUAGUACCGCUUCAUAAGAUACUUUCAAAAGAUCAAUUACCUUACUCUGGGUUCGUGCAAACCUUGGAGCAUCUAGAGAACUCUCAGGCGAUCGUUAGCGGCUUGACGUCGAUUGGACCCGAUCUUCUUUAUCGUGUACUCCAUUCAAAAGGUGUUGAUCAGCGCAAUCUAGUCCUGAAUAAUGCGCAUUCCCAUCAUCCAUGGAUCGGCCACAGGGUUGGUAUCCGCCCGGAGGAAGAUGCCUUGCCCAUGAUUUAUCCGGCAGAUCGACAUGCAAUUCCCAAUUUUGAGCAUUUCUGGUCAACCUUACCGCCAAUCGAACGGCCCAAUGCGGGCUGGCGGUUAGACAGCGUGAUGCCCGCUAGACCGGAGACCGAAUUCGAAGACGCUUUGUGGCUGUCGCUCCUCAAUAAAGAGGAAUGGAAUUGGGGCUAUGCCUUCUGGGAUGAAGUAAGGUUGCGAGAAUGGGAUGCGCCGCUGUUGGAAACCCCCUGGGCCCGCCAGCCUGAGCCUGGGCCCCUACUUCUACUCCCUGCGCCUUACUACGACACGUACACUGAGGUCUCAUAA